Jaculus jaculus (lesser Egyptian jerboa) is the source of this 349-nucleotide messenger RNA. Its product is annotated as ubiquitin. Gene Ontology annotation, biological process: translation; modification-dependent protein catabolic process; protein ubiquitination. Gene Ontology annotation, cellular component: ribosome; cytoplasm; nucleus. The transcript has a single exon. NCBI's taxonomy places the organism in Eukaryota, Metazoa, Chordata, Mammalia, Rodentia, Dipodidae. The coding region runs from base 26 to 349 and encodes 107 amino acids. Gene Ontology annotation, molecular function: structural constituent of ribosome; protein tag activity; ubiquitin protein ligase binding. The record is from RefSeq and is a predicted model, not a curated record.
ACGAGGCGGCCGAGCGGAUACCAAAAUGCAAAUCUCUGUGAAGACCCUGACGGGCAAGACCAUCACCCUAGAGGUUGAACCCAGUGACACCAUCGAGAAUGUCAAGGCCAAGAUCCAAGACAAGGAAGGCAUUCCACCAGACCAGCAGCGGCUGAUACUCGCUGGCAAACAGCUGGAGGAUGGCCGCACUCUCUCUGAUUACAACAUCCAGAAAGAGUCCACCCUGCACCUGGUGGUGCGCCUGCGUGGUGGCAUCAUCGAGCCCUCUCUGCGCCAGCUUGCUCAGAAGUACAACGGUGACAAGAUGAUCUGCCGCAAGUGCUAUGCUCGUCUGCAGCCCAUGCUGUAA